Megalopta genalis is the source of this 1736-nucleotide messenger RNA. It is a transcript of the gene parvin, whose product is annotated as beta-parvin. Gene Ontology annotation, cellular component: cytoplasm; focal adhesion; actin cytoskeleton. Gene Ontology annotation, biological process: actin cytoskeleton organization; establishment or maintenance of cell polarity regulating cell shape; cell projection assembly. Lineage: Eukaryota; Metazoa; Arthropoda; Insecta; Hymenoptera; Halictidae. The record is from RefSeq and is a predicted model, not a curated record. Gene Ontology annotation, molecular function: actin binding.
AGAGAGCAUACAUACGUAAGCACAUGUUUUGUACAUACAUAUUAUACGUAUAAAACCACCAGUAAUAUUGUAAUUACACGUCAAUUCUGGAGAAUUGUAAAGAAAACUGUGCAACAUUUUCGUUCAUGGGCAUGACGGCGUGACACUCGGUAAACUUGGUAGAGUUUAAACUCUUGAUGCCAGAUGUUUUUGAUCGUGAAUGCGUAUGUGUAAUCAAGCGUCAAACCUCAAACCAGUGGAUCGGUCAAGUUAAAAGUUGAUAUUUUGAGAGAUGACGUUUCCGUUCGAGUAAACCGCAGUUGAUAGUUGAAGUUGCGUUAUGGCGUCCCCACGUCCUAAAUCACCACGACCACCGAUUUCUGCAAAAAAGGAUGAAAAGGAAGAAAGUUUUUGGGAUAAAAUUGGAACAUUGGGCCGCAAAAAACGCAUCAAAGAAGUGCAAGAAGUGCAAGAAGAAGGAAAAUAUGCUAUCGAUUCGCCGGGAUACGCGGCUAAUCCUGAGAUGCCACCAGAAGAGUAUGCGCUCGACGAAAACGAGGAACGCUCGAUGAUGGUACCUAGAUCCAUGGAAGAUUCGAAGCUCAAGGAACUGAUAUUCGUGUUGAUCGAAUGGAUCAACGACGAGCUGGCCGAUCAACGGAUUAUCGUAAAAGAUAUCGCGGAAGAUCUUUACGAUGGACAGGUAUUACAGAAGCUUUUAGAGAAAUUGACAGGGGAGAAAUUAGAUGUACCCGAAGUAACUCAAUCCGAGGAAGGUCAGAAACAAAAAUUGGCGGUUGUUUUAUCGAGUGCAAAUCGUGUACUGGGUCGUUACCCACCUUACAAAUGGAGCGUGGAAUCGGUACACUCGAAAAACAUUGUUGCUAUUCUACAUCUCCUGGUGGGUUUGGCCAGGCAGUUUCGUGCCCCAGUACGAUUACCGGAAAGGGUGGCCGCGCAGGUUGUCGUUGUACGGAAAAAAGAUGGCCAAUUAACACACAGAACGAUCAGGGAAGAAAUUACAUCAACGUACGAUGAUUUGGGAAUGCGUUGCGAGCUUGAUGCUUUCGACGCGCUGUUUGACCACGCGCCCGAUAAACUGGCCGUUGUAAAAAAGUCUCUAAUCAACUUCGCUAAUAAACAUUUGAGCAAAGUACACUUGGAAGUUACGGAUUUGGAUACGCAAUUUCAUGACGGAGUAUUUCUUACCCUCUUGCUUGGACUUCUCGAAGGAUUUUUCGUGCCCCUCGGUAGCUUUCAUCUUACUCCCAAAACUCAUGAUCAAAAGGUGCACAAUGUUUCGUUUGCUUUCGACAUUAUGCAAGAUAUUGGGUUGCCGAAACCAAAGGCCCGGCCGGAAGACAUUGUAAAUUUAGAUUUAAAAUCGACGUUGCGGGUCUUGUAUAAUUUGUUCAGCAAGUACAAAGGUAUGAAUUGAUCGAGCAACACCAAACCCUGAAAAGAGAACAUCGCAACGACAAAAGGACUAUAUGUGCUAUCAAGAGCAAUGAAACGACUAACAUUGCAGUUACAAACGUUUAUUAAUAUACUAACCAAAGAGUAUAUCCGAGAUACCGAUAAACAUGACGUUGACAUUUGAAAUUUGUAUUCUUAUACUGAACAUUUGACGCAACAAAGAAAUAUAUCGUUUAACGUUAUUCUCUUUCCAAAACAUUCUUUCACUGUCAUAUUGUAAGUGAAGCGCAGUAAAAUACUAGGCGCAACAAAAUCGUGUAAAAUAAAGAUAUAGAUUAUUG